AUGGAUUUGAACCUGGGCCAAAACCUGACCAUCUGGCCUAUCCUCAAGUUUGAUCAGGACUAUGAGGUCCUCGACAAAUUGGGGGAGGGCAAGUUUGGGGAGGUAUUCAAAGUGAGGGAUGUGCAUUCCCCAAAGGCAAGUGUCUAUGCCGCCAAAUUCCUGCAUUGUGACAAGGCCGCCAUCAAGUUGCGGAUCCGGGAUGAAAUCGACCUUCUCCAUAGCUUUGACCACCCCCACGNUUAUCAAUCGCCCUUGUAUGUCCCUUGGGAAAGCUCCGGAAAAGUGGGCGAGUCUUUGUGUUCACCGGAGAUCCUCCUGAAACACACCUAUGCCGCCAAAUUCCUGCAUUGUGACAAGGCCGCCAUCAAGUUGCGGAUCCGGGAUGAAAUCGACCUUCUCCAUAGCUUUGACCACCCCCACGUUCUACGCCUCAUUGGAGCCUUUGAGGACACUGACAACUUUAUUCAAGUAUUGGAAUACCUGUCAGGUGGUCAAUUAUUCGAGCGGAUUAUUCAAAAUGAAACAGAUUUCUUAGAGGAUGAUAUUGCCGGACUCAUGCGACAAAUCUGUGAAGGCUGUCGUUACUUGUCCAGUCAAAACGUGGUCCACCUGGACAUCAAGCCAGAAAACAUUGUCUGUAUUCACCCCGACAGCUUUCAAAUCAAAAUCAUCGAUUUCGGGUUUGCUCGGCGAUUGGCAAAUCCAGAUGAGGAAGUUCGAGCUACUGAAGGCACUCCGGAUUUCGUUUCCCCAGAAGUGAUCGAAUACGAGCCGGUGACCCUGACCACGGACAUGUGGUCCGUGGGGGUUCUCUGCUAUGUCUUAUUGUCGGGCUUAUCUCCCUUCCAAGGAAAAUCCCAAGAGGAAACUUAUGAUAACGUGAUGGCACUAAAAUACACAUUUGACGAACCGGAGUUUCAAGAAACGUCCUUUGAAGCCCAAGACUUUAUUCAGAAACUCUUGGUGAUUUCACCCAGCCUAAGAAUGAGUGCAUCGGAAGCUUUGGCCCAUCCUUGGCUUACAGCCGAACCCAAACAGAUUUAUGUGGCCACCACAACUUACAUAACCCGGACCAACUCAAGGAAGACUUCCUACGAUCGGUCCCGGCUAAAGAUGUUUAUUACAGCCAAGUCGCGUUGGACCAAAUGCGCCAAUGUCAUGUUAGCUGUUAAUACAUUGAAAGAAUUGUCGGAAUGAUCCGAAUAAAUGACUAAAUUGAAAGUUUUAAAUUUGAAAGUUAUCUGCUUGACCUUCGAACGAUAGUCCUGAGUAAUUACAAUCCUGGAUAAGUCAGAAAAACAAAAAUGCAUUUCAAUAUGUUUUUUUGACAUG
Messenger RNA from Tigriopus californicus, 1332 nucleotides. Its product is annotated as myosin light chain kinase family member 4-like. Bases 1 to 1197 code for a protein of 398 amino acids. The transcript is spliced from 5 exons. NCBI's taxonomy places the organism in Eukaryota, Metazoa, Arthropoda, Copepoda, Harpacticoida, Harpacticidae. Gene Ontology annotation, molecular function: ATP binding; protein serine/threonine kinase activity. Gene Ontology annotation, cellular component: nucleus. The record is from RefSeq and is a predicted model, not a curated record. Gene Ontology annotation, biological process: protein phosphorylation; intracellular signal transduction; positive regulation of apoptotic process.